AUGUCUAAAACAAGAUCUCAGAGAAGUCAAUCAAUUCCGGAACCUGCAUCUGUAAAGGAUGAUAACAUAUUAUGUUGUGUAUGUGAUGCGGUGGUUCAAAUCGAGUCAUCGGACUUAUAUGAUGAAUUGGCGAAAUAUGCUAGCAAAAGUAAAAACAUGAAGUUUUAUUGUGAUAAUUGCGUGAAACAUGCUGAUGGUUUCAAAGGUCUUUUGCAGAUGCUUAACAAAAAAUUUGAAUCCAUUGAUUCUCGUCUUAAAACGUUUGAUUCCAUUGAUAUUGGGAUGAAAAAUCUGCAGUUGAUGCUUGAGUCAAGCGAUGAGAACCUAAAACAGUUAGAAAAAUUAGACGAGAAACUUAACCAGUCUAUUAAUUCCUUGAAAAACGAUAUCACCAAGUCUUGGUCAGACGUGGUAAAGAGUAAUUCUAAAAUUGUCGAUAACGAGGCUGCUUCUUUGAGAAAUAUGAUCAGUACUUCAUUUUCCGAUGUGGUAAAAAAGAACCUCGACGUAGUUAGUAAAGAGGUCAUUUCUGUUCGCAGAACAAUUGAAGUGGCAAAUGAAGUUAAGGCCCGUGAGAACAACAUAGUUCUCUUUAAUUUCAGCGAAGACUUGGAUGUUGCUAAAGAUAGGGGUAAUGUUCUUAGCUUUUUAAGGUUCCUAACAGACGAGUCUCUGAAAGAUGAUGACAUAUUGAAAAUAUUCAGACAACGUAAAAAGCCAAGCGUAUCGUCUCCCUCGCGUCCAGUGAUUGUUAAGUUUAUAAACCUUUCUGCAAAAGUCCUGGUUAUGAGAAGAUUAUUCAGAUUAGCGAUGCUGGAUGAAAAAAUGAGAGAAGUGAGGAUUAGUGAUGACCUUACAACGGACCAGCGUCUGCAGCUUAAAAAAUUGGUUCUUGAGGCGAAAACGCGGGAAUCUAAAGAUGUUUAUCGACCGGGUUCUGUACCAAUUACUCCUGCAUUUUUUGAUGAGUUUACAUCACUCUUGGAGCAGAUUUCGUUAUUGGCGGACUAUGUCAUUCUUACGGGGGAUUUGAAUGUUCAUUGGAAAAGAGUUAAGGAAACUACCCAUGUGCAUGGUGGUAUCUUGGAUCUAGUGGUAUCCUCAAUGGAAUUGCCUGUGUCCUCAUGUACCGUAGGUCCAUAUGGUAUUUAUUCCGAUCAUGGUCUGGUCCAAUCGGUACGGUACUAUCAUUAUGUUGUUUUAAUUCUUGUGUCGGUUGUUGUGAGGCUUGUUGAUUAUUGCGUUGAAUUUUUGUACAUAACUAGUAACUUGUGUGGAUAA
Molecule: messenger RNA, 1281 nt
Organism: Helobdella robusta
Lineage: Eukaryota; Metazoa; Annelida; Clitellata; Rhynchobdellida; Glossiphoniidae
Exons: 4
Coding region: 1-1281 (426 amino acids)
Source: RefSeq, a predicted model, not a curated record